AUGGAUGGGCAAGGCCUCAAGCACUUCCUCGAUGAUGCGGAAACGCCAGCCGAUGCCCAACACCCCACCUGCUCGACCUCUCCGGCUCUUUGCCUCGAUCCGAAAGGCGUCCAAGCCGACGACUGGCAGGCUCGGUCCGUGUUCUGGAUGCUGCCGGGCCCUCCCACGGCAGAGCGUACCGCCACGGCCGCUGAAAUGCGGUCAUCUGCUCUGUAUGCUCCCAUAAUACCUCUCGCAAUCCUCGGCCCCGUAGCCACUCAAGCCGAGUUUCUCGCCUAUUGCGACAAGCUGCGCGAGAUGCGAACACCGCCCUCCGAGCGUCUUUACUGCCACAACAAAAGCAAUCCACGAUGCUCUGUCAUGUUCCUCUCCGGCCGCAUAGGCCGCGAUUAUACCCAGCAUCAGCGCCGUGCCCUGCGCAUGGCACUGCGGCACAAGCAAGAAGCUGAACAACAGCAAAAGAAGGGGACCAAAGAAGGGGGCCAGCCCACGCAGGAAAAGGUUUCGAAGCGACUGAAGGCCUCUAAGAAUCUAGAAAAGCCACUGCCACAGAUACCGCUCAGCUACAGCCGCCGCAUAACAUCAACCACCAGCCCCUACGGGCAAAAAGCUUCCCACAACUCGGCAGCAGCGCGUGCAGAAACAGCACGUCAGCUACCUGCCGAUUCAACACAGAGGUCCAAACCAGCAUCGUCGGUACUUCGAGAGCAGAGCCGGCAGCAGCACAAUUGGGGAAACACAAGAGCUGGGAAGGUAGGUUGGACGACGCCCGCUAUCAGCAGCGGCAAGAUUAAGUACCAGGCGCCGCAGUCGGAGCCACGUCUUUCGAAGGGAAUUGGAUUUUUCCGCCGCCACAAGGCCUCCAGGAAGCCUAGGCUGAACGAGAUUGCGCAGUAUUACGCUCGUCAGCUGGUCAAGAUUUAUGAAGGCAAGGAGAAGAUGUACUACAUCCCCGACUCUGGCAUCCCCCGCGCGGAGGCUAUCGUGUUAGGCGCUGGUCCGGCCGGCAUCGCCGCUGUCGCCAACCUUCUGGAGGUCAUGGACGAGUUGGAGGGCAACAUAGUCUGGGUCGACCCAUUGUUUGACUGUGGAAGCAUCCGCAUGUAUCGCGAUGUGCAGAGCUACUCAACCGUUGAAGACUUCCUCUCAUAUGCCCACCGGAAUCGAAUCCUUCGCAGCAUCCUGCAGUCUGUGCCGCCGUCUGAGAAUCCCGUCGAGCGCCUGCAGAUGCUCCCCCGCCAAGGAACCUGCAAGCUGGGCAUGGUCUAUGACAUGCUCAAGUUGUUCACUGAAGGAUUGCGCAAGCAUAAGAGAGUUGAGUCGAUAACUGGAACGGUUACCUUUGCUACUCGGGAUUCCAUCUCGCAUGCCUGGUCGGUCAGCAUAAGGCCUGACGAAAUCGGCUUCGACGUGCAGCCUAUUUUGCGCGAGUCUCACGCAAUAGCCUUCUGUACUGGCUGCCACCCGAGGACAGAGAAUCUCCGGCUCAAAUCAUCCAGCCGCAUCCCUCUCGAGACUGCGCUCUCCAAAAAUGGUCUAAUUCAGGCCCUGCGGCGCGUCAACAAACCACCAACUGUGGCUGUGGUGGGUGAUGGACACUGCGCCGUGUACGUGUUGAAGAAUCUCUUUGAGUUGGCUACGAGCACCCACCCUGGUCUGCGCGUUCGAUGGAUUACCCGAACUCCCCACUUAAAGUACGUCGAAAAGCGUGAUGGCAUCACUUAUAACAAAAAUACAGGCCUUAAAGGAGAAAUUGCCUCAUUUGCACGCUCUCAGCUCGAGGGCGACGUCCUCAGGACCAGCGAGGCGGGAAAGUUCAUUGAACGCAUCAUCGUACCGGUGAGCAGACAUGCCCAAAUGGCAGCCGAACUUACUCGCCCAGACAACGGGUAUCUUGUUGAUGAUGGCGUGGUGCCACUUGUCGAGGAGGACCGGAUGAAGCCUGUCUAUCAGAAGGAACUUCACGGUGUUGACUUUGUCAUCCAAGCCAUUGGCUUUGUGCGCAACAAACUUCCUGAACUUCGGCUCCCUGUCGAGGCAGGUCUUAACAAUGUCCCCUAUGUCUCUAACCCCAAACAUCUUAUGUUCGACAGCGUUACAGGUACCAUCUUCCAUGGAGAACGCGACAGCAGAGAGAAGAGUGCACCCAUCGGCCUGUACGGCGCUGGUAGUGCGUUCCCCGAGUUGGAGAGAACAUCUCCCGGCCUUCCACGCGAGCCGGCAGUCAGCAUGGCCAAGUUCAUGAAGUACCUCGAAUGCAAUGCCCCUGAAUGGAUCUUUGAACUCAGGCAGGCCGAGCGUUGGCACCAUCGCAUGCGGGAGCGUAAGGUUUGGAAAGCAGUCGCCCGCGGCUGGUAUAAGCAAGAUUCACGGGAGAGGCGUAUACUGCAACGCAUGCACGAAGGAGAAAUACUGCGGAAAGAACUCGGCGAACCUAAGUGGUAUACCGAAUGGAAAGCUUCCAGGAGGUCCCGUCUCACGCCUCGUCAGCUUCGUAUGCUGCAAAUCCGCCAGUCUAAACUCGACGUCUGGUACCGGCGCCAACGUUGGUACUCUUACCGGGAUAUUGACUGGCGUCGACGCACGAGAUGGGCUGCAGAAUAUGCCCUACGUCCCGGGUAUACAAAGUUUUACCGUCAGGCUGAGCCUGUGGAGGUCAUAAAAUCGAAACAAAUGACUCCAGAAAUGUUGAAGAGGCGCCGGGAAAGGUGGGCGAGGAAAAGGUUAAGGUGGAAACAAUUAAGAAGAUUAAAGACAUUGGAAGCAAAGAAGCGAAAGGAGGAGGAUGAAAGACGAUCCUUAAGGGAGUUGUUCAUUCUGCAAGAUGAACAAGAACAGAAAGCAAAAGAGACGGCACAACAAGUCGGCCAACAAGCCAACAACACUGCUUGA
Molecule: messenger RNA, 2892 nt
Organism: Thermochaetoides thermophila DSM 1495
Lineage: Eukaryota; Fungi; Ascomycota; Sordariomycetes; Sordariales; Chaetomiaceae
Exons: 8
Coding region: 1-2892 (963 amino acids)
Source: RefSeq, a predicted model, not a curated record